UUUUUGCAUCCAUGACUUUCAGGCAAUUGAAGACGGCAAUUUGGAAGAAAUGGAAGAGGAAGUCCGGCUUAAAAAGCGGAAGAGACGAAGAAAUGUGGAUAAGGAUUCUGGGAAGGAGGAUGGAGAGAAAGCUAAGAAAAGAAGAGGCAGACCUCCUGCAGAGAAAUUAUCACCUAACCCACCCAAACUGACAAAACAAAUGAAUGCCAUCAUUGAUACAGUGAUAAACUACAAAGACAGUUCUGGACGACAGCUAAGUGAAGUCUUCAUUCAGCUCACAUCGAGAAAAGAACUACCAGAGUAUUAUGAAUUGAUUAGGAAACCAGUGGAUUUCAAAAAAAUUAAGGAAAGAAUUCGCAACCAUAAAUAUCGGAGUCUUGGGGAUUUGGAGAAGGAUGUCAUGUUGCUGUGUCACAAUGCUCAGACAUUCAAUCUGGAGGGAUCACAGAUCUAUGAGGAUUCCAUUGUUCUUCAGUCUGUGUUCAAAAGUGCACGACAGAAGAUUGCCAAAGAAGAAGAAAGUGAGGAUGAAAGCAAUGAUGAUGAAGAUGAUGAUGAUGAAGAGGAGUCAGAGUCGGAAUCAAAAUCUGUGAAAGUCAAAAUCAAACUGACUAAAAAGGAUGAAAAAAGUCGGGAGAAAGGAAAGGGCAAGAAGAGGCAAAGCCGAGCAAAAGCCAAACCUGUUGUGAGUGAUGAUGAUAGUGAUGAGGAUCAAGAUGAAAAUGACCAGUCGGAAGCAAGCGGAAGUGAUGAUGAGUGAUCCAUAGGGUUUAUUUUCUUGGCAGAACUGACCCCUUCCCCUUCUCUUCUCCCUUCUCCUAUUUUACGCCCAGUGAAUUCAUUUUGUCAAAUAGACAUUGGGUUGUUUCUGUAUUCUCAUUCUCUAUAAAUUAGCUUUAGGAUAGUGCCAGACAAACAUAUGAUAUCAUGGUGUAAAAAAAAAUGAAAAAAAAAAAAAUAAAUGUUGUGACCAAAUGGGCCUCAAAGAUUUAAAAAACAAAACAAACAAACAAACAAAAAAAAAAACAACAGAAAAAAAGCUUUUGAUGGAAAAUGUGCGUUAGUAGUAUAUUUCUAUGGGCUGGAUUUAGCUUGAUAAUGGUUUGAUUUUGCCUGGUUUUAUCAUUUGAUAAGAAGUUUUUAAGUGGCAUCAGAAAGACAAAAAAAAAAAAAAA
This is a messenger RNA of Meleagris gallopavo (turkey), 1175 nucleotides long. The record is from RefSeq and is a predicted model, not a curated record. Lineage: Eukaryota; Metazoa; Chordata; Aves; Galliformes; Phasianidae.